Molecule: messenger RNA, 1892 nt
Organism: Drosophila takahashii
Lineage: Eukaryota; Metazoa; Arthropoda; Insecta; Diptera; Drosophilidae
Gene: Cf2
Product: Chorion factor 2
Biological process (GO): regulation of transcription by RNA polymerase II
Cellular component (GO): nucleus; PcG protein complex; chromatin
Molecular function (GO): DNA-binding transcription factor activity, RNA polymerase II-specific; RNA polymerase II cis-regulatory region sequence-specific DNA binding
Source: RefSeq, a predicted model, not a curated record
CAUUUUUCGCCAAAAAUAAUAAUAAAAGUGAAAAAUUUUUUUUGUUAAUAUACGUUUUUUUGUUGUACAAAGGAGAAAAUGUUAUUAAACUGAUUGGCCGCCCCAGCGUUUUCGAGAUCCCCGCUGCAACGAGAAGAACAACAACUAAACGGCCGCCAGCAACAACAAGGUGCAGUUAAUAUUCAGUGCGCUGCGCCUUUCGCCUUCGCCUUCUUUAACCGCCAAUUGCUCCUGCUCCUGCCCACUAACUAAAAGAAAAAAGAAAAGAAAAAGAAACAAGAAAAACAAGAAGCGAGAGAGGAAGUGAAAUGAUAAAGUCCACCACGAAUCCACAGGAACAGCGUCUGCCACGCCCCGAGGAUCAGCCGCCGCCCCCCUCCUCCUCCGCCGCCGCCCCUGCCACGCCCACGCACCAAGUGGCCGCCGUGAUAGCCAACAUGGACACCCUGAAGACCGCCUUUCUGCCCAAUCUCAGCAUGGAUCCCAAUGUGCACGUGUCGGCGCACUAUUGUCCCAUGUGCCACCAGCAGUUCGAGCGGCCGCAGCACGUCGCGGAGCACAUGCAGCUGUGCCACGGGAUCACCCUGAAUGCCCAGGGAACGCUGGAGGCCCCACAGCAGCAUCCGCAGCAGCAGCACCAGCACAAGCCCAGCCACGCCUGCUUCAAUUGUGAUGAGAAGUUCGGCAGCGCCGUCGACCUGGACGAGCACCAUCGGCUGGUGCAUCAGACCUCCGCCUUCCUGGCCCGCUGCCUCAUGUGCAGCAUCUACGGCAUCCACUCGGCCACCCAGCAGCCCAACGAGUACAAGUGCACGCAGUGCGGAUCCAUUUGCACCACAGCCAUGCUGGCCGCCGGUCAGCAGGGCUUCAUGGAGCAGCAGGAGGCGGCGGUGACGCCCGACGACCAGCUGCCGGCGAUGGCGCCGCGUGAUAUGAGACUGACGCCCGAGGAGCAGCACCACCAGCAGCAGCAACUGCAGGCGGAGCACCACCACCAGCAGCAGCAGCAACAACAGCAGCAGCAGCAGCAGGAACUGCUGGAGCAGCAACAGCGGGAGAUGCAGGAGCAGGCGCAACAGCAGCAGCAGGCUGUGCAUCAUCACCAACAGGAUCAGGAUCUCGCCGGCGACCAGGUGGCGUUGAAGGUGCCACCACUAACCGUCAAGCUGAACAAGAACGCCAAUGGCGGGGCCAUUGUGGCCCAUCCGCAGGUCAUCAUCAAGGAGGAGCCGCUCAGCCUGAGCGACAGCGGCGAUGUGGUCAACUCAGUGCCCGUCUAUGCCAUACAAGCGAAUCCCGGCGUUCCCGCCCCGGCCAGCUCGGGUGUGCUCGUCGGCACGCAAACGGUGCCCGCCGAUCUGGCGCACAAGAUCCGGCACAAAUGUCCCGACUGCCCGAAGACCUUCAAGACGCCCGGCACGCUGGCCAUGCACCGCAAGAUCCACACAGGCGAAGCAGACGCCACGCCCAAAGAACGCCCCUACACGUGCUCCUACUGCGGCAAGUCCUUCACUCAAUCGAAUACACUAAAACAGCACACUCGCAUACAUACAGGUGAGAAACCAUUUAGAUGUGGCUAUUGUGGCAGGGCGUUCACUGUUAAGGAUUACCUGAACAAACAUUUAACGACUCACACGGGAGAGAAGCCGUUUCAUUGCGGGUACUGCGAGAAGUCCUUCAGCGUGAAGGACUACCUCACCAAGCACAUACGGACGCACACCGGCGAGAAGCCGUACACCUGUCCGUACUGCGACAAGCGCUUCACGCAGCGCAGCGCCCUCACGGUGCACACGACCAAGCUGCAUCCGCUCUAGGGCAGGCCAGGCGGUGGCCGCCAGAUACCCGUUCCUGCCCCAGCCGCUCCUCCUCCUCCUUCUUCUGAUGCGCCGCCG